Messenger RNA from Hibiscus syriacus, 1857 nucleotides. RefSeq names its product disease resistance protein RUN1-like. The coding region runs from base 1 to 1857 and encodes 618 amino acids. Gene Ontology annotation, molecular function: ADP binding. The transcript has 7 exons. The record is from RefSeq and is a predicted model, not a curated record. NCBI's taxonomy places the organism in Eukaryota, Viridiplantae, Streptophyta, Magnoliopsida, Malvales, Malvaceae. Gene Ontology annotation, biological process: defense response.
AUGGAGGAGCUGAACAAUAAAAAGGUAUUUGUUGUGCUGGAUGAUGUUAGUGACCCGGGCCACACAGAUUUCUUGGGUGUUAGACAUUUUGGUUGUGGAAGUAAAAUCAUUUUAACAUCUAGGGAUAGACAAGUACUUAAGAAUGGGGGAGCUGACAAAAUACACGAAGUAGACAAGUUAAACAAGAACGACUGUCUUCAACUUUUUUCUACAAUUGCAUUUAAGCAGUCGAAUCCCGUUGCUGAUUUUCGAGAUCUAUCAAACAAGUUUGUGGAGCAAGCCCAAGGCAGUCCACUUGCUCUUAAAGUUUUGGGUUCUAAAAUGUAUACAAAGUCUAAAAGGGAGUGGGAAGACGAGGUGACUAAACUAAAGGGAUAUGCUGAACCGAAAUUUUCACAGAUUUUGAAGAGUAGCUUUGAAGGGCUAGAUGAGUUAGUUGGUGUGAGUGGAAUAAACAACUUGGUAGACAAAUGCCUACUUAACACCUUGCAUUCUUAUUAUAUUAACAUGCAUGAUAUGUUGGAAGAGAUGGGGAAGGACAUUGUUCGUCGACAAUCUAGAGAUCCUGGACAACGUAGUAGGUUAUGGAUUUCUAAAGAUGGGACUGAUCUUAUUGUAGUAAUAAAGUUAUACAUGACUCAAAAUGAUAACUUACAUUUAUGUUCUACCAUUUUUGAGAAGAUGCAUAAUCUUAAAUAUAUUCUCUUUGGUGUUCCUCAUCAUAUGCGAGACAGUUGGAAAGAGAAACUACGUGUAGAUGGAGUUGAUAAUGUAUCUCUUCCAGAAGAGCUAAGGUGUCUUUGUUGGGACUUUUACCCUUUCAAGUCUUUACCAUCAAGUUUUAAUCCGAAGAAUCUUGUGGUGUUGAGAUUACAACAUGGCAACAUGGAGCAACUUUGGAAUGAAGAUGGCCAUCUGGAUCUUGUUAAUUUAAGGGGACUUGACCUUCUGUAUUGCAAGAAAUUGAGGAAGAUCCCUAGUCUAGCAAGGGCCAUCAACCUUAAAAAUCUUUACCUUCAAGGGUGUGAAAGUUUGAUUGAACUUCCUUGCUUCAAUCAUUUGUCAUCUCUUGAUUGGCAGUGGUUUAAGCUUGAGGAAUGUUAUAGUCUCAGCAAGUUUCCAGAGCUUCCGAAUAAUUUUAACUCAAGGGUCAAAUAUGUAUCAAGCAAUAUCUCGAAGCUGAAAUCCCUUCAUUGGCUGGAUCUUAGUCAUUGUCCUGUCACCGAAUACGCAGAAAUCUCGAGAAGUUUAACAGAAUUAGACUUAUCUGGGACUCGAAUUAUAGAGGUGGACUUGUCUGUCUACUCUUUAAGUGAUCUUCGGUUCUUACAUAUGAGCAGCUCAAGUAUUCAAAAGCUUGAAUGCAAUGUCUCCCUCUCUGGUUCAGUAGAAGUUGAUGUGUCCUCACCAAUCAUGAGAUGUAAAAGCCUUGGAUCUUUGGCAGUGGAUCAUUGCGAGAGCCUUAUCCGAGCUUCCACCGUAUCUAUGGUUAUUGGAUGCACAUGGCUGCACAUCGUUAGAAAAUAUAGGCCUCGUGAUGAAGUGAAUCGAUGGAAAGCUGCCUUUGCUGAAGCCGGUAAAUUAAAAGGAUCUGAAACCGAGUACAUUAAUGAUAUUGUUGAAUAUGUAUUAAAUAAGUUGAUGAAUAGUUAUUCUGGAAGUGCUUCUGAAGAAUUUAUCGGAAUAGAUUGUCAGAAAAAGAAGAUUUUGGAGCUGAUUAAGCAAAAAGACAGUCGAGUAAUAGGACUCUGGGGCAUGGGUGGUAUUGGCAAGACCACCCUUGCUGAGUUGUUUAUAUGGAAGUCUCUAGCACGUUUGAAAGUUGUUACUUUCUUCAAAAUGUUAGAGAGAAAAUAG